Molecule: messenger RNA, 1589 nt
Organism: Cyprinus carpio (common carp)
Lineage: Eukaryota; Metazoa; Chordata; Actinopteri; Cypriniformes; Cyprinidae
Product: nucleoside diphosphate kinase 7-like
Exons: 11
Coding region: 261-1331 (356 amino acids)
Biological process (GO): GTP biosynthetic process; UTP biosynthetic process; CTP biosynthetic process
Cellular component (GO): centrosome
Molecular function (GO): nucleoside diphosphate kinase activity; ATP binding
Source: RefSeq, a predicted model, not a curated record
AUUCAAGUAUUGGCUCCGUAAACGUCUAUUAACUCACCAGACUUUAAAAUCGAAAGCAGCUGAAUAUUAAAAACACACGGAAUAUAGUCAGGGGUAACGUACACAGGAGGUAACGUUAUGGUUUAUUAUUUUAUUUGGCGGUAGCCCGUUUGAUGUUGUUGCUAUGGUGAUGGGACUUAAUAGCGAGGCUAAAGGAAGACAAUCGACCGUCUGUUAAACAACAAUCAACAAACAUUAUCAUUCCUUUAAAGAAAUCAGACAUGGAUGAGCGCUUUGCCUUUCUGGCUGAGUGGUACGACCCCAGUGCUGCUCUCCUGCGACGAUACCAGCUGCUCUACUACCCUAAAGAUGGCUCUGUGGAGAUGUUUGAUAUGAAGAACCAGCGCACCUUCCUACGGAGGACCAAGUUUGAUGAGAUUCAUCCAGAGGAUCUGUUUGUUGGCAACCGAGUAAACAUCUUUUCCCGUCAGCUGAACCUCGUAGGUUACGGGGAUCAGUACACAGCCAACAAACUGGGCAGUAAGAAGGAGAGGACUUUGGCUAUGAUUAAGCCGGACGCUGUCACUAAAGUUGGCGACAUUAUUCAGAUGAUUUAUGAUGCCAACCUUAUUGUCACCAAAGCCAAAAUGACCAAACUUACAUGGAAGCAGGCAGCAGACUUUUACACGGAACAUCAGUCAAAGUCUUUUUUUAAUAAUUUGGUGCAGUUUGUGAGCUCCGGUCCUGUGAUUGCUAUGGAGCUGAUGGGGGAUGAGGCAGUGUCUACCUGGAGAAAAGUUCUAGGCCCGACUGAUUCUGGUGUGGCACAAAAAGAUGCAGCGAAUAGUCUCAGAGGACAGUUUGGUACCGAUGGCACUAAGAAUGCAGGACAUGGGUCAGACUCAUUGGCAUCUGCUGCACGGGAGCUGGAGUUCUUCUUCCCUUCUACUACUGGUCACGGUCCCUCCAACACAGCCAUGUACUUAGACUGCACCUGCUGUAUCAUUAAACCUCAUGCCAUCUCAGAAGUGUUGACGGGAAAGAUCCUUAAGUCAAUUAUAGAAAAUGGAUUUGAGAUAUCUGCCCUACAAAUGUUCAACAUGGAUCGAGUGAAUGCUGAGGAGUUUUUAGAGGUUUAUAAAGGGGUUGUAGCCGAGUACACUAAUAUGGUGGAUGAACUUUGUUCCGGACCUUGCAUGGCCCUGGAGAUCCAUGCUACCGAUGCACCCAGAACCUUUCGGGAGUUCUGUGGACCUGCAGACCCUUGCAUUGAUGUUACAGAUAACUUGAUCAAGUUGAUAGAAGUGAAGAAGAGCAAAUGGAUAUGUGUGACAGUAGUGAAAAAUUUAUAAUGGUGGAUCUUGUUGGCAUUAAGAUCUCCACUCAAGUCAUGUUUUGAGAGUUUUUACCUUUCUUAUUCCUGCUUGUUGUGAUAGUAUUGUUCAGUGUAACCUUAAGUGUAUGUGUACACAAGGAAACAGUGUCUUUUUUUAGACAAAGUUCCUUGAACAAGUUGCAAGGUUGUGUCAAAAUGUGUGAAAUUGUAUUCUGCUGUUUUAUUGGAACAGACCAACCUCACAAAAGAAUAAAUUCACUCGUUCCUGUGUAAA